Colletotrichum spaethianum is the source of this 2013-nucleotide messenger RNA. RefSeq lists its product as uncharacterized. NCBI's taxonomy places the organism in Eukaryota, Fungi, Ascomycota, Sordariomycetes, Glomerellales, Glomerellaceae. The record is from RefSeq and is a predicted model, not a curated record. The transcript is spliced from 2 exons. The coding region runs from base 1 to 2013 and encodes 670 amino acids.
AUGAGCCAUCCUUACCAGAACGUUCAAGAGAUUCAGCGGCAGAUGCAACAGAAGCAGCAAGAGCUGGCAAACCUCCACAACCUUCUCCUCCAGCAAAAUGCAUCUGCCCCAGCUGCCCAGAGCAGUCCCAUGAACAUGCUCCCUACCCAAGGUGACUACCAUGUAGAUGCUGCCUUCCUCCAACAUCAGCAACUGUCAAAUGGCGUCCCUCUGGGCCGCCGGGCCACCAUACCUAGGAGCAAGUCCAAUAUGGGCUACGUUGCCGCACCCACAAGAAUGAUGGAACGCAACAGUGACGACUCACCGCAGCCCGUCAAGCGCGCGAGAGUCAUGUCGCAGCAGCACCCCCGCGCAGCGCCCAUGACGGGCAUGGCAAGAAGCGCUUCCAACAGAUCAGAGAAGUCGAUCCCCUUCGUCGUCAAGGGUCCUCUGCAGCCCCUCCAGACAUCAAAUAACCCAAACACCAUGAUGGACCGCUUCUACCAAAGCCAAGACGACCCUCAUGUGUUGUUCGAGUCCUCUCUGCAGAGCGCGCCGUCAAAUCGUCGCCAUUCCGGCCUCUCGCCAGUCGAGGAACACGCAACCUUCCCAGACCCCGGCGUCGGCAUGAACAUCGCCGACUACCUGGCUGCACAUGACGAGAUACCUUCUCCUGCCAUGAUCCCGCCGCCGCAGCAGAACUACCUGAACCCCUACGACGGCCGCAACUCCCAGGCCAGCCUGAUUACUUCGGCCUGCCCGUCAAUGAGCUCUGGCACCUCUGCCGCCGAGACAAUGCCCUUGACGAGGGAGAACAGCUCCUUCGACAACCGCUUCGACAACCAGUCUCUUAGUGGCGCGUUCGAGAUGGCAAGGAUCAACUCGACCCAGUCGCAGGUCGCCGAAUACAUGCCUUCUGACUUGUACGCUGUCCCACCCACAGGCACUUCGCCCAAUGUCAAGCCUGAGAGCUAUCUCGCCUAUGUCGGGGCCGGCGCCAGCCUCUCGCCGCAUUAUGCUCAGCCGUCGCCCAUGGAAGAGCAAUUCCUCUCGCAAGGCUCUUCCAUGAUGGAGCGCUCCAUCUCCGCCAACAGCACCGCCUCUACAAAGUCAAAUACCGAACGCCGGGCGAAGGAGGCCCGUCUGCAGCAGAUCCAAAAUGCCCACCGGACCAAGAUCUGCCCCAAGCCUCUGGAAGCCGCCAAGUCGUCCCAGUCUACUGCCGCGAAGAAGGAGGGCAAGGUUGCCGUGAGCAAGGGCACCUACACUCGCCCCAAGCACCCCAAGGUCUUCUGUGACAUGUGCAGCGAGCACCCCGACGGCUUCCGCGGCGACCACGAGUUGCGGAGACACAUCAACGCAAAGCACGAGGGCAUCGUCAAGAAGUUCGUGUGCCGCGACCCCUCAACUGUCGGCAUUCAGUCCGGCGUCCAGGCCAUCAACCCGCUGUCCAAGUGCAAGCAGUGUGUCGCUCGCAAACAGUACGGCGCCUACUACAACGCUGCGGCUCACCUCCGCCGUACCCACUUCAAGCCCAAGACUCCCCGUGGCAAGAACAAGAGGGGCGACGACGAGGAGAAGCGCGGCGGCAAGGGCGGCGGUGACUGGCCCCCCAUGAACGAGCUCAAGCAGUGGAUGGAGGAGGUGUUUGUCACCGCCGACGACGAGGCUGCCGAGGCCGAGGCCCAGGAAGAAGAGGAGGAAGAGGCCGCACAGUUCGACCCCUCCAUGUCGAUGGAUCUGUCCCUCGGGCACAUGGGCGAGAACAUGAACUACGACAUGGGUUUCACGACAUCUUACCACAUGCCCGAACUGGCGGCUAUCGACACCUCUCAGGCCUCAUACCUGGCUGUCUCCAACAUGCCGCUCUCGUCCGCGUCGGAAGCAUUUGCCUUUUCGCCCUUUACUUCAAACUCGCCAAUGAACGGUCUGUCGCACGAGCCGGCCUUCUCCAUCUCAUCCUCAAACACUGUCACACCAACAACCUUUCAGGACCCGCUCGCCGAGGGUUUCGACGGUUAUGCCGCCUACUGA